Messenger RNA from Dioscorea cayenensis subsp. rotundata (Guinea yam), 769 nucleotides. RefSeq names its product protein PLANT CADMIUM RESISTANCE 8-like. The transcript has 4 exons. The record is from RefSeq and is a predicted model, not a curated record. Lineage: Eukaryota; Viridiplantae; Streptophyta; Magnoliopsida; Dioscoreales; Dioscoreaceae. The coding region runs from base 10 to 612 and encodes 200 amino acids.
CUUAUUGACAUGGGAAGUUCUUGGAAUGAAAACUCCGGCCCGGAGACUUAUCCUCCGACUGCACCAUACCCUCCCCCGCACACCGAUCCGCCAAGUAGGGUGGCUCCAGGUACUCCGACAACAUAUCCUCCGAUGAAUAUUGCAUCGCAAGGUGGCCAUGUAGGGUCCCCAUAUCGGCCUGGUACCCCAUCGGUAGGUCGACCAUGGUCGACUGGAUUGUUUGAUUGCGGGCAAAAUCAAACUAAUGCUAUCAUGACAGCCUUCUUUCCAUGUGUCACAUUUGGCCAAAUUGCAGAGAUUUUGGAUGAAGGAGAAACAAGUUGCACACUGGGAAGUUUCAUGUACAUACUGAUGGUGCCAGCCCUGUUAACAUGUUGGAUCAUGGGUUCAAACUACAGAAGAAAACUAAGAAACAAAUACAACCUUGUUCAAGCUCCAGCUGAAGAUUGGACUGUUCAUCUCUUCUGUCCUUGUUGUUCCCUUUGUCAAGAAUUCAGAGAGCUCCAUAACAGAGGAAUUGAUCCUUCUCUUGGCUGGAUGGGUUAUCUUGCUCAACAGCAGCAGGGAACAACAACAAUUGAACCUCCAAAAGAUCAGUUCAUGACAAAGUGAAAAGUAAUUGGUUUAGAAAUUGCAUCUCAGAAUGUUUCUUGUGCUUCUAUCUUUUUUGGUUUGCUGCUUCUUGUGUGAAGUAUUUGAUAUUCUUCUUUUUUGGAACUUUUUAGUGAUUGUAUAAUUUGGUAUUAUAUUGAUUUAUGUGUUUUUUUUU